Messenger RNA from Drosophila grimshawi, 764 nucleotides. Its product is annotated as glycine-rich protein 5. The record is from RefSeq and is a predicted model, not a curated record. The coding region runs from base 114 to 764 and encodes 216 amino acids. NCBI's taxonomy places the organism in Eukaryota, Metazoa, Arthropoda, Insecta, Diptera, Drosophilidae. The transcript has 3 exons.
AAAUUGUGCUGCGUGGCAGGCAAGAAGCAUCACAAGCUUUUGGAGCAGCAACCUGAGAGCUACGAUAACAACAACUACUAAAACUAGUUCAACCAACUAAUCCCAUUCUCAACAUGAAGGUAUUUGUCUGCUUGCUGGCCACCUUGGCGCUGGCUAACGCUGGACAGCGUGGCGGCGGUGGUGGUGGCUAUCUGCCAGGAGGAGGACAUGGCGGUGGUGGCGGCCAUGGUGGCGGCGGCGGUGGUGGCUAUGGUGGCGGCCAUGGUGGCGGCCAUGGUGGCGGCGGCGGUGGUUUCAGAAAUGGCGCUGGUCUCACCUCGCAUGUGUCACAGGGUUACGGUAACACAAAGGUGCACAUUGGUGGUGCUGGCGGAGGUGGUGGACGCGGCGGCUAUGGCGGUGGAGGAGGUGGUGCUGGCGGCUGGAAGGGAGCAGGUGGUGGUGGUGGACGCGGCGGCUAUGGCGGUGGUGGAGGUGGCUAUGGUGGCGGAGCUGGCGGUGGUGGUGGCUGGCAAGGAGCAGGAGCUGGUGGUGGACGCGGCGGUGGUGGCGGCUGGCAAGGAGCCGGAGCUGGAGGUGGACGCGGCGGUGGUGGCGGCUGGCAAGGAGCAGGAGCUGGAGGCUAUGGUGGCGGAGCUGGUGGUGGUGGUGGCAAUGCCUGGGGUAACCCGGCCGCAUUCGAAUAUUCUGUGAAUCAUGGCGCCGGUUCCGGUUCAUCUGCUGGCGGCGGUUCUGGCGGUGGUGCUGGUUGGUGGAACGAUUAA